Messenger RNA from Dunckerocampus dactyliophorus (ringed pipefish), 7327 nucleotides. RefSeq names its product FHF complex subunit HOOK interacting protein 1B (gene fhip1b). The record is from RefSeq and is a predicted model, not a curated record. Gene Ontology annotation, biological process: endosome to lysosome transport; endosome organization; lysosome organization. Bases 640 to 4026 code for a protein of 1128 amino acids. The transcript has 13 exons. Gene Ontology annotation, cellular component: FHF complex. Lineage: Eukaryota; Metazoa; Chordata; Actinopteri; Syngnathiformes; Syngnathidae.
CAGCAAAGAUGGCGGUGGGUCAGGGACUAUCAUCGGGCUAAACAGCGUUUCAGGAUGUUGAUGUGUCCUUAACAAGAUGCGCUGCCGCCCGGAACACGAAGUGUUAGGUGUUGUUGACUCCACUGUGGGGUGCCCAGCUGGGCGUCAGUCGGCCGUGUGCGGCGCUGAUAUUGGUUGUGAGAGUCGUUAGUGGCUAGCCGUUAGCUGUUAGCUAACAUGCAAGCUAGCAGCUAAAAUCAGCAAGUCAAGACUCUUAACACCAAAACAAGCCCAGAACCUCCCUGCUUGGAAAUCUUGGUGAACUUUGAGCUCCUAAUCCGCUUCUCGGCAAAACAAAAAGGAAGGUUUCAUUUCGCCUGAAGCUGAAGGGUCCGACAUGCAGUAAAGGUUUUUGGCUUGGUUGAUCGAUCGAUUGAUUGCGAGCUAAGAGUCCAGACCGGCUAUGGAGUGGUCUUGGAUUCAGACCGGAUGACAGGGUCUCCUCGAAGGACUUGUAGCACUUCGUGAACGACAACACUGACUGACAGCCACAACGAUAGCACCUCCCCACUUCUCAUCCACGUCAUCCUCUCUUUGAGCAACGCAGCUCCUCUUGUCGUUUGCUACAACCCUUAACCCGCCUCUGCCGCCGUGUGUGAUAUGAGCUGGCUGAGCAAGUUGAACACGCGGGCUCCUGGCAGUCGGCCGGGUUGGGGCGCCGCACCGUCGGCCCCCUGCACAGCCGACCCGGAGACAUGUCUGAUGGUGUUUGAGAACCACUGGAGACAGGUGUCACGUGUGCUGGAGCAGAGUGAGUCGUCAUCAUCCACUGAUGACUUGAUUGCAGUCAGGAACCACACGGACCAGAUGCUUUGUCUGCUGGCUGAGGAGCGGCCUGCCGAGGCGUCGGAGGGCGGCACAAACAAGCGAGUCGCAGGCCCCAUACUGAACUUGGUGGUCAGCCAGGACAUUCUAGGGUGUGUGGUCCGGUGGCACCUUCGCCGUGGCCUGGACCCAGACAGCCAGGGAGCACUGCUCAAGCUGUUUGAGAUGCUCAUAGGCCAAUCCCAGCAGCUUUUGCUGCAGCAUGCAGCCAUCUUGCACCCCCUACUCAGGCUGCUGGGUGCCUGCGCUGACCCGGAACUUGGUUGUCCUGCUGCCUUGGAAAACAGUCUAGUUCUGCUGCUCAAUCAGAUAUGCGUGUCCAUGGCCCAGCAGCCUGUGCUUCUGGAGAUGUUGUUCCAGGCGACACCUAUCCAGCAAGGAUCCACCAACCUACUGAUCUUCUCACUCCUCGUGCCCUUCAUCCACCGUGACGGCGCCAUCGGACAACAGGCCAGAGAUGCACUGUUGCUGGUCAUGGCCACCUCAGCCAGCAAUGACAACGUGGCUCACUACAUCGCAGAGAACUCCUACUUCUGCCCGGUGCUGGCAACCGGCUUGAGCGCGCUCUACUCGUCUCUUCCCCGAAAGAUUGAGGUGCGAGGGGACGACUGGCAUGCCUUGCGGCGCGAGGACUGGAUGAGCGUGUCCUCCCUUGUUCUCUUUAUGAACUCGCUGGAGUUCUGCAAUGCCGUGGUACAGGUUGCUCAUCACCUGGUGCGCUCCCAGCUCCUGGACUACCUGCACAACGGCUUCCUGGUUCCUGUCAUGGGCCCUGCCCUGCACAAGUCAUCAGUGGACGAAAUGAUAGCCAGCACCGCCUACUUGGAUCUUUUCCUGCGCAGUGUGAGUGAGACAGCCCUCCUCAAAACCUUCCUGCGAUUCAUUCUGCUGCAUCGCCUGGACAACGACUCCAUCCUGGACACAUUGCUCACGCGCAUCAGCAGCAAUUCAAGGCUCUGCAUGGUGUCUCUGAGCCUCUUCAGAACUCUUCUGGCUUUCAACUGUGAAGACAUCAUGCUGCAGCUCGUCCUCCGGUACCUGCUCCCCUGCGGCCAUGUCAUGCUGAGUCAGCGGCGUGCUAUCAGGGAGACGGACAUGUAUGGGAGGUGCGCAGACAAGUUCCUGUCACUGAUUCCAGAAUGCUGCCGUCUGAGCAUUGUGCCCUCUACAGAGCGGGAUGAAGAUGCUGCAUUUCGAGCCAAAGUGUUCAGCAAUGCGGGAGCUGAGUCCCCGGCCACACCUAGACCUGGCACGCCAUCGCGCUUGGCUUUCUUUAUCCGCCAGCAUAGUAGUGGAGUUGGGUCAGGAGGUCGCCCCCCUACCCCUCCCAGCAUGGAGCUGCCACAGCCCGGCACCCCCAUUUCUUACAGCCCAGACAGCCCCAUGCACCCCCAACAGCACGAGAGUCUGGAGUGGGAAUCAGGUUACCUGGACUAUCUGAAAGACGCCCGACGAAACAUCGAGCUUUGCUCUUGGGCUUGUCGGGGUUGGUCAGCACCAUACGACGGUGAAAACCCUUCCCCGAACACAGCAGCGCCUCCACCCCCGCCCCCUCCCGCCUCCAACCCCUCCAUGGCCAUGUUCCCCGAGCACUUCUCCUUCCAGCCGGGAGGAGGCAGCAAUACGUCAUUGGGCCAGCAGAGGGAAGCCAUUGUGGCUGCGGCCAGGUCCGAGUGGAGCAGCUCAGAGCGGGACAGCGGCGAGUGGGACGUGACCAUCGGCCAAAACAACUGCAUCAGCCUCACGCCGCGUUCCAAGAAGCGCAGUUUGCAGCGAGAAGAGGUCCUCCUGAAACCUGUCCCCCCUCUCGUGCCAUCCUCUUUGCCCGUCCCUUUAUCCAGUUCCCAACUGGCCCCCACGCCAACGCCUCACAGUCCUGCCGCCAUCACCGUUGGUUAUGUUGCAAUCUACAACGGGACGGCAGAGACUGCGGAGGGGUGUUUGAGCCAUGAGGUGAAGAAGGUGAAGAGAGACUUGGGCGACCAGCAGUUUUUAGAUGAGAACGCAAAUCAAAAUGGUUCUGUCGUCACAUGCUCCUCCCAGGGCUGCCCUGUUCAGCAGUCCAUAUUAAACAAGAGUGACGCCAUCAGUGACGCCAAAUCUGCCCCCACCCCGCCUCUGUCGGACACCGACGACGCCUCCAACCUGCACGGGGCACCCUCAUGUGAAAGUGGGCCCACGGUGCAGAGUCUCAUCGAGGAACUUCUGGAACAAUCUCCCGAUGAGACGCAUGACCCCGAGGGCUCUAAUGGCGAAGGCAUCAACAUCGAGGCCUUCACACAGGAGCUGAGAGAGCUGGAGGACCGUGUGACUGUGUGCAGUGCCGCAGCCUGCCAGCAGGAGGAGACCAACCCCAAGUCCUAUACUGAUAAGCGGCAGGAGGAGCACAUAUCAGGGCUGGAAGCAAAAAUGGCAGCUGAUGACAAGAGGGAAGCUUCUGGAACCGCCCUCUGUAGUCCAGCCAGACCGCUCAAUGGAGCCUCAUGUCAGCCAUACACAGGUCCGUUCAUGUUGGUUUUGCUCACCAAGCUGGAGAACAUGCUCCAGAACUCUCUGUAUGUCAACAUCCUACUGACGGGUAUGGUGGCCCAACUGGCAUGCUAUCCUCAGCCGCUCCUGCGCUCUUUCCUGCUAAACACCAACAUGGUCUUCCAGCCAAGUGUCAAGUCUCUCAUCCAGGUUUUGGGUUCGGUGAAGAACCGCAUCGAGGCCUUUGCCGCCUCCCAUGAGGACUUCCCAUCCAUGUUGAGGAAAGCCCAACUGUACCUGAUGGCCCGUGGGAAAGUGGACUGGAGUGAGCCCCCUGGCGCCGUCCCUGCCCUGCGGCGCUCUGAUUCACUAGUCAAGAGUCGCAAGUCAUCUCUUAGCGACCUGAUCCUUCGCCACACAAACAGCCCCACCCGGACUCGCAGUGCUGCCCAGAUGGCUCUGGCGCACGUACGGGUUGGUGGCCAAACACUGCACAGCGCUCUGUUCCGUGGUAGCAGCGGUGGAGGAGGAGUGGGCGGAGCCUCCAAUCUGGAGAAGCAAGCCGAGGCGCUGCGCGUGAAGAACGCAGUCUACUGCGCCGUCGUCUUCUGCGAGUUCCUCAAGGAGCUGGCCGCCCUUGCUCAAGAGCACGCCGUCGCACUACCCUUUGUUGGCACAGACGCCGAGGAGUAGGCACCGCCUGCUCGCCAUCUUUAUACGUUGACUACUGGAUUGUCAACAGAGACAUUAACCAUGGCCAUGCUCUCAUACCAAAAGCAUUAUGGGUGGGAUGUCUAAAAGACGUUGUGCAUAUCAUGUCUCAUAUCAUGUAUUAUAUUAUUUACCUAUAGGCCAAACUUCCCUGUGUUGUUUGUCUGCCUACAAAGUAAUAGCGCACUCAGUUGGUGCUAGCCGAGGUCUUUUCAAAGAGUGAUCAAUUGGAUUUAACUGUAAUGUGUCCGAAACAUAUCUUAAAACCUUUUUUUAAAGAUUUCCCGUGUUCCAUGGACACUGCAUUUUACAUUGAAAGGCUGCAUAAUUGGUAAUUGAACACCGAACACCUCAUCCGUGAGUCUUUUAACUCUGACAUUGCAUUCACUGUCAUUUUCUGCCCAGUUUACAAUGCUCUGCAUUGCCAGUUAGGACCAGUUAGAGGUGGGAUUGUCAUUGGCUUAUUUGUCUGGUGCCAUAUGCUAACUACUAGCAACUCACUUUAAAAGCUUGUUGUUUUUUGUUUGUUUUUUGCCUGCCUACAAGCUUAUGAUGAUCUGCUUGCUGAGAGAGAAAGUUGACAGGUUAGUUCAGGUUUGGAUUUUAAAAAAAUUAAUUAAUAAAUAAAAGGGAAAAGAGAGGUUUUAAGACAUAUCUUAGAACACAAUGUUUGUUACGGGCAUUUUAACCUCCCAAGAUGAUGUCUUCCUGGAGUCACACCAUUUGUUGUUAAUAGUAGUGAAUCAGGGAGAUCCACAUGUCACAUUAAUAUUAGAAAUGUAAAUGCUUGAAAAGAUUAUUUCACAGCAAGCAACUGUAUUGUAUGGACCGAUUGCAGUUCCACUGACAGCCACUUUAGGGUGUUAUUACUGUAAAGCUGUGACUUAAAGCAGGGGUGUCCAAAGUGCGACCCGGGGGCAAUCUGCAGCACACAGCUUGUUUUGUUUUGUUUUUUAAUUAUUUUUUUAAUUGGCCCACGGCACACUCUAGCAAGCAACGUAAAAAACAACAAAAGUUGAAACAAGAUGUGUGAGGCAUAUGAUAAUACAUCCAUUGUCACCUAUAAAACUCAACAUGCACGCUGUUUUUUUCUGAAAACAUGUAUACUAUUCACAAAAAGUUAGGGAUAUUCAGCUUCAGGGUGAAAUGCACUAUAACCUUUUAAAGUUGAACUUUUGAUAAUACGUCCAGCUGUUCAAUGUUUCAGUACUUUUUGCACAACUUACUGAGUUCUGUAAAAAGCAACUGAAUGGCAAAAUUCACAACAGCAGAAUUUUUUUUUUGUCAGAAACGCAUACUAUAUACCAGGUUCUUUCAAUUGCCUUGUAUCUCUGUUACAAUCUGCUGUUGAAACUCUGACACUCAAAGGUCAGUGGCCACCUCCUCUGAGAUCAUCCAGUUUGAAGUACUGUUAAUCAAUUGUUAGGUGUCGUCUUGGUCACAUGAUGUCAAAAUAUGAACAGCAUAAUGAAGAGGAUUGUUUAAAUAACCAAUUCUAAUUGAACCAGGACAUUUAUUGGUUGAUUAACGCCGUGGUCCACAACCCUUUUGGACCCACAGCCCGGCUCGUGUUCCCACAAAUCUCGGCGGACCGGGGUGGUGGUGGUGGGGGGUCGUAUAGCGAUGUAAUUUAUCUAAUUUAGUAUGUAUUGUGUAAAACUAAGACAGUAACAACAUCAAAUUAAAAGCACAAAGUGAAUACAAACCCACCAUCCACCACUAUAAGCUUGGAGUUUGUUUUUCAGAGAGAAGAUUUUAGCGCCGCUGUUUGAUGUGUGUGGUAACGGGCAUGGUGCUAGCAUGAAAUAACUGCUAUAAAUAAGCUGUGCACACAACAAAUAUACACAUUACCACUCAGUAACGUCAUCAAACUUUACCUUUAUGCAUUCCCACAGAGUAUCAGCAUUUGGGAGAAAAUAUGACGUGAAAAACCCCCGAUAAAAAUACAGUAUAGUUGACAAUCUGCAGAGUGGGGAAAAGGCUGGCGCACGCACUAUGGUGCGUUCAAGGACUGUCAAACAAAGUGGGACACUCGCAACAAACAACGUAAACAUGCAAAAACUUCAAACAGUAUUAUUUUUUGAAUAACAUAAUGGCCCAUAUUUCAAAAUUGAUAUGCAUUUACCUAAAAUUGUAUUUAGUCAUUUACAAAAGCUUUUUGUGUGUGUGUGUGUGUGUGUGUUUUUAUCAUUGCGGCUGAAACGUUUCGUCUGCCCUGCCCACGGACCAGUGGUUGGGGACCCCUGAUGUAGAAUCAUUCUGAAAUUUCACCUGAAAGCCAGUUAUCCCUAACCUUUUGUGAGGAGUGUAUGGGUUUGUUUUAGCCCUUUUUACAAACUUAAAUACAGUAUAUCACAAAGGCCCCCAGAUCCCGUAAUUUCAUUUUUCAGUGUGUGGCCCUCGGUGGAAAAAGUUUGGACACCCCUGAUUUCAAGGGAAAAAAGACAAUGAUGCCAAACAAACAUGUCUCACUAUAUUUGCCAAGUUUAGACAUUAUUUGCAGAGCAAUCGUUUUUCUUUUUAAAUUGUUAUUGUGCCAUGUUUGAGUUUUCACAAAAACAAGGUGUGCACCUAUUUUUGUUUGUUUUGUUUACCUGUGAAACUCGAGCUAUGCAAAACCUGCCGGCAUCGCCCCUACUGGAGGUGAAACACAAAAACUGAUGUAAAAUGUAAAUACUGUACAAAAAAACAGUAUGGUGGCUAUACAGUGCAGAGGUAUGAUGAAGGCAACAGCAUCAGGAUGGAAAACAUUCUGAAAGAAUGUUACGAAUAUUUUUCUAUAUUAUCACAUUGUGUUUGUGCGUGUGUGUGUUGGCGGGGCAGGGCAAAUACAAUGUAGAAAAAAAACUGUCACAAGAACACUAAAGGGAAUGUUUUUAUUAAUUUAUAAAGUCAUUGUCAGCAGCACAGCCUUUGUUCUGGUGUCUCUUGUGUGUGACUCAAGUGAAACUGUCAGCUGCUGAUUGAAAAUGCAAGACUUGACUUUAUUUUUAAGAUCUGCUUAGGGUGUAAACCCAGUCAGGAGAACAUGGAGGAAAGUACUGGAGUCAGCUUACCAGUCUCCUAGCAACAGGCGAUGGCAAGAGGAGUAAAGAGAAGCUUACCAAGGUAAGACACACUUUUAAAGUCCAUCUUUUUGAUGACUUUAUAGAUGUUUUCCGUUUUUUUUUUUAAAUACAUGCUAUACUGGGUGUGUGUGUGUGCAGUAUUUAGAUUUGACCCAUGUACAAUAUGUGUAUAUACAUAUCAUUACACAUUGUUCAAAAAUGUUUAAUAAAUAAUU